CUUCUAAUCUCAAUGAAAAUCGAUGGCGUUUUUGAUACCAGUCUCAACAACCCAAAUAAUGAGAAGUUCAAAAUCCUUGCCAGAAAAAUUGAGUCAGCAAUUGAAGAAAUUUACAAAAAUGUGCUUGCCUACAGAAAAGGUUCAGUAAAAGUCUUUCGUUUCAGGCCUGGUAGCAUUAUAGCAGACUAUCAGAUUGAAUCAACAGACAGCAGCCCCAACAGCCCUGAAUUUGCAGAAGCAAACACACAGCUCAUCAGCGUUCUCAAAGAUCAAGGAAUCACUGUAGCUCCGAAUGCUUUUGCUCAGAGUGAACAAAAGAUAUUGUCCACAGCAAAAAAUUGGUAUCCAGAGCAAAAUAUGGUGCUGAAAUGUGAACGCCUAUACUCAGGUACAAUGAGAUGGACAGUGAAUGACCAAGAUCCUGCACAAAACAAAGUUAAAUACGUCAUUUCAGAUGACAGUACCACUCUCACUGUGAACAACGUCAAUGAGAAUGACAAAGGUCGAUAUGCAUGUAUCAUAGACAGGACAAUACCUUACAUUCAAUGGCAAGAUAUAGUUAUUGAAACACUUCCCGAUAUCAUAGUGGGUGAAAAUGUAAGAAAGUUUCAGUGUGCUGACCAGACUGUUUCACUGAAAUGCUGUGAAGAGAAGUACAGUGUGGAGUGGACCCAGAAAACCUCUGAUGAUGUAGUGAUUUCAGGUUGUACAAACUGA
Messenger RNA from Carassius gibelio (silver crucian carp), 717 nucleotides. Its product is annotated as neural cell adhesion molecule 1-like. Lineage: Eukaryota; Metazoa; Chordata; Actinopteri; Cypriniformes; Cyprinidae. The coding region runs from base 13 to 717 and encodes 234 amino acids. The record is from RefSeq and is a predicted model, not a curated record. The transcript is spliced from 5 exons.